Molecule: messenger RNA, 1128 nt
Organism: Balaenoptera acutorostrata (minke whale)
Lineage: Eukaryota; Metazoa; Chordata; Mammalia; Artiodactyla; Balaenopteridae
Product: THAP domain-containing protein 1
Exons: 4
Coding region: 1-717 (238 amino acids)
Molecular function (GO): sequence-specific DNA binding
Source: RefSeq, a predicted model, not a curated record
AUGCACUACAAAGAGGAAAAGGAAAAUAAAAGUUUCCAGUUUGACAAGCUGUCUUCUGCAUCCAUUUCAUCCCAAGACCAAGCCAGCGUGGAGGCUUUUUCCUCCUUUCCUUUUCGUGAGACUGAUCUCAACCUUGCCAGGACACGGUUUCCUCUUACUCGACCCAGUCUUUGUAAAAAAUGGGAGGCAGCCGUCAGAAGGAAAAACUUGAAGCCCACCAAGUACAGCAGCAUUUGCUCAGAACACUUUACUCCGGACUGCUUUAAGAGGGAGUGCAACAGCAAGUUACUGAAAGAGGACGCUGUCCCCACAAUAUUUCUUUGUACUGAACCACAUGACAAGAAGGAAGAUCUUCUGGAGCCCCAAGAACAGCUUCCCCGACCUCCUUCAACACCCCCCGUUUCCCAGGUCGAUGCUGCUAUCGGGUUACUCAUGCCUCCUCUUCAGACCCCUGAUAACCUCUCCGUGUUCUGUGACCACAACUGCACUGUGGAGGACACCAUGCACCAGAGGAAGAGGAUUCACCAGCUCGAACAGCAAGUAGAGAAGCUCAGAAAGAAGCUCAAGACCGCACAGCAGCGGUGCAGAAGACAGGAGUGGCAGCUGGAGAAGCUGAAGGAGGUCGUGCACUUCCAGAAGGAGAAAGACGACAUCUCCGAGAGGGGUUAUGUGAUUCUACCAAAUGACUAUUUUGAAAUAGUUGAAGUCCUGGCGUGAAGAGUGAAAUCUGUGUUGGUGUUCAAUGGGGCAAUACCACCUGCCCUCUUCUAGCCUGUAGAGGAGUUUCGUUUGAAAAAAAUUACACUUGGUCACUUGUAUAAAAACAAUUCAGAAUAUUUUUUUAAAAGAAUAAAUUAGAUAUAUACUGUAAACUUGUAAAUGUUUUGUUUGUAAUUUCAGGGUUUUUACAUUUUAACAAAAUAUUUUUAAAGUUAUAAACUAGCUUCAUUGUAAGUUGGUUUCAAGAUUGGGGAUUUUUGUUUCUUAAUUUGAGUAUUUAUAGAAAUGAUAUGAAAAAAAGUAAAGAGAAUGAUAACAGUGCAGUAAGGGUGAUUUAAGUUUAAAGUUUAAAAUUUUAAAUGAACAGUUUAUUGAGAGAACUUAGUCACAUUUUAAAUCAGAAGCAUA